This is a messenger RNA of Vicugna pacos (alpaca), 2032 nucleotides long. Lineage: Eukaryota; Metazoa; Chordata; Mammalia; Artiodactyla; Camelidae. The record is from RefSeq and is a predicted model, not a curated record.
AGUCUCCUAGGACAAGACACUGGGUCCUCAUUCCCCAGGUGACUGUGGGUCACGUGGCUGACGUCACAAGCCAUGGCCGCAACCAUGGGGAGAUUUGAGGGCUAGCCAGACUGGACAAGGAGGAGGUGACCAAGAGGGUGACCAGGCCCGGAAUCUGGCUCUCCCAAACAGGGUGGUGGGGGGAAUCAAGUUUGGAGGGUCCAGCAGUGUUGGAGCUCAGAAUGCGAACACAGGGCCAGAGCGCCCCCUGGUGGCAGGCCGGGCUCCAGCCAAGGUUGCCUUGGGUUUGAAACGGACCAAUGAAGGGAUCACGUUCGAUCAGGUACUUGCAUCCUACCCGCCUCCCCAGGAUUCUUGACAGGUGUGUGCCCCACAAAUCUCCGCAGCCCUGGCGCUGGUCAGCUCCACAGACGGGCCGCUUCAGCUCCUCGCUGUGUAGCCCUGGCCUGCUGGUAGCAUUGUACAGGCUUGACCACGGAUGAACUCUCGUGCAGCUGUUGCUCCAUUAAUUCGCCAGGCCACAGGGCUCUCGGGCCCAGGCCUUGCUACUGAGCUCUGUGAGAAAGGAGCGUGCCAGCACCAACUCACAAAGCCCCAGCUUUGGAUCGUGUGUCAUCCGAGCAUACUUGCCUCUGCCCACCCUGGGCCUCUCCCUGACCUCUCCAGACAUAACCCUUGGAGAUUCUAGUAUGGACGUAGAUGGCCAUCCAGCCCAGCCUCCCACUCCUUGCAGGAGGUGUGUGUAGAAUGGGUCCUGGAAGAAGGUGGUUAUGAAACCCAGCUGUGACCACCUGGCUAGGUGUAGAAAUGAGGGCUGUCCUGAGUACUUCGAUAUGAAAACGCAUGUAGGUUAUCCAGCUCUUCUUUCCCUCAGCCCCUCCCCUGCCAUUUAAGGUGAGAAGUGUUUAGGCUUCUCUCCAGUAGGCCAGUUUCCGGCGUCUAAAGGGGGCGUGAACGGCGGGAAGAGUUGAAUGGCGCCCAAACCUGGAUGAAGGAACGUGUCCUCUUUAGGGAAAGAGCUAACAGGUGUUCUUUGGGGUCAGAGGUGGAACAACUGCAUGUUAGAAGUGUGAGUGCGAUUAUGUUUAUUUGGGAAUUUAAAGAGGGGGGUACGAGUGCCAAGUCGACGAGGGGGGGGACCGUGGCGCUUCCACUUGCCGGGAUGCCCUUCCCGGUUUGCCUCCGGUCGUCUCGGCUGGAGGCGUGGGUUUCGGGAGACGGGAGAGGAGCGGGAGGUGGUGCAGGCCAGGUGUCCUGCAGCCCGGAGCUCCUCCAGCUGUGCGGGGGUCUGGCCCCGGCCCGAGUGCGGCCGGUGGGAGCACCUGCUCCUCUUCACCCGCCUGUCCGGCCGAGACGCAGGUGCGGGCAAGCCCGCGAAUCCGUGGUGCGUCUCGGCGGGAGUGGAGGGUCCGGCCAGGCUGGACCUCACCCUACAGCCCUCGGCCCGAGGUCCUCAGCAGGCAGGUCUCGUCGCCCCCUCGGGUGCAAAGUCUGGACAAACGAGACUCCGGCCUGUCGGGAACCUCCGUUCGGACCCCUCCCCGCCGGGAUGCAGCUAGCUGCCUCGGAGUCCGGCUCGGGCCCCUCCCGGCGGCCGGAAGAGGAAGCGUCGGGUCGUGCCCGUUUCCGGAUGUUGAAGCCCCGCCCGCAACUGGGCGUGGCAGAUCCGCUCGUUUCCGGGCGCGGCGGAGCCGGCGCGCCCAUCCUGCUUGGAGGUCCGUCCUGUGUCUGUCGGUCUUUCUGUCUUUUGGUUCCGAGCGCGCGGCUACCGCAGGUGCGGAGCCUGCGUUAUCUGCUGCCCAGAGCCGAGGGCAGGGCGCACAGAAGUACCGCAGUGUUGGGUAACCGGCUCCCCCGGCAGGUGCGGUCAUUUGAGGCCAGGAGGGGCCCACAGUGGGCCAGCAAGCCCAGGCAGUACCCCUGGGACCCUGCCCUGUUCUGGAGCAUGCAAAGACCCCUUAUGUUCCCAGUGUCCCCUUGGCAGGAGCAGCUCUGAUACAGCUUGGCUUAGCCACAGGAGCCACCGCUUUAG